Candidozyma pseudohaemuli is the source of this 1539-nucleotide messenger RNA. Its product is annotated as aldehyde dehydrogenase family protein. Lineage: Eukaryota; Fungi; Ascomycota; Pichiomycetes; Serinales; Metschnikowiaceae. The transcript has a single exon. Gene Ontology annotation, molecular function: aldehyde dehydrogenase (NAD+) activity. The coding region runs from base 1 to 1539 and encodes 512 amino acids. The record is from RefSeq and is a predicted model, not a curated record.
AUGUCGAUCAAGAUUGAGUUGUACGACAAAAAGACCAUCGACCUCCCUACCGGGUUGUUCAUCAACAACGAAUUCAGACCCGCCAGUGACGGAUCUACAUUGACCACCCCUAAUCCAGCCACGGGGGAGGAUUUGGCUACCAUCAGCUCAGCUACUGAAAAAGACGUUGACGACGCCGUGGCCUCGGCCAGAAAGGCCUUUGACACUGUGUGGGGCACCAACUCCAGCCCUGGUGAAAGAGCACUGCUCCUCCACAAAUGGGCCGAUUUGAUCGAGGAGGAUAUCGAGAACUUGGCUCAGUUGGAGAGCUUGGACAACGGAAAACCCGUGUGGAUGGCCCGUGACGUGGACAUUGUGGACUCAAUUGGGUGUCUUCGUUACUACGCCGGUCUUGCUGAUAAGAUCGAAGGCCGUACCAUUGAGCAGCAGGAAGGUGUCAAGUUGGCCUUCACCAGACCCGAGCCUAUUGGCGUUUGUGGCCAGAUUAUUCCAUGGAAUUACCCAAUUCAGAUGUUUGCGUGGAAGGUUUCGCCAGCGCUUGCGGCUGGAAACACCAUUGUGAUGAAACCAGCCGAACAGACGCCAUUGAGUGCUCUUCGUUUGGCUGAACUCGCCGUCAAGGCCGGUUUCCCACCUGGCGUUUUGAACAUCGUCAACGGUGUGGGCGCCAUUACCGGAAACGCCAUUGCCAACCACAUGGACAUCGAUAAGGUUGCGUUUACUGGAUCCACCGUCACGGGUCGUAAGAUCAUGGCCUCUGCAGCCAGCAGUAACUUGAAAAAAGUCAGCCUUGAGCUUGGCGGCAAAUCGCCCGUGGUUGUUUUCGACAGCGUGGACAUCGACCAGACCGCCAACUGGGUGUGUAUGGCUAUUUUGUUCAACCACGGCCAGGACUGCUGUGCUGGAUCCCGUCUUUUCGUCCAGGACACCAUCAAGGACGAGUUUUUGAAGGUGCUCAAGCGCAAGAUAGAGGAGAUCCAGAUCGGCGACCCCAGCGACAUCAAGACCUUCAUGGGUCCGCUUGUUUCCAAGGUGCAGCACGAGAAGGUGUUGCAGUACAUCAAGUACGGUGAAGAAGAGGGCGGCAAGUUGCUCACUGGCGGCCUGCAGCAGUUGAGCCAUUUGGACGCAAAAUUCAAGAACGGCUUCUACGUGACUCCCACGGUCUACACCGACUGCAAAAAGGGCAUGAAAAUCGUGGACGACGAGAUCUUUGGUCCUGUGCUUGCCGUGCAGAGCUUCACCACCGAGGAGGAGGCUGUCAAGUUGGCCAACGAUACCGCCUACGGUCUUGGCGGAGGCAUUUUCUCCCAGAACGCCUCCCAGUGUAUGAGAAUGGUUCACGCCAUCAAGGCCGGUACCGUGUGGUGCAACCAGUACAUGGCCUUGAGCAACUCUGUGCCAUUUGGCGGAGUGAAGCAGUCUGGCUUUGGCCGUGAGUUGGGCAUUGAGGGCUUGAAGGAGUACACCCAGACCAAGGCUGUGCACUGGAACUACGGUGAGGAGAUCCCAUGGCCCAUUGACGGCACCACUGGUUGA